AUGGCAUCUUCCAUCGAAGUCAGAGGCUCGUGGACAACUCAGGAAGAUAUUGCGUUGUGUCAGUCUUGGGUGAAUGUUAGUUAUGACCCUAUUACGGGCAAUGAGAUGAAGUUCCAUCAUAUGUGGAGCAAAAUUCAUGGAGAAUUUUGUCAAAGAUCGGGUUCCAUUCAGACCGAAAUGGCCUUGUUUAGUAGAUGGAAACUUUUGAAUAAAGAGUUAGGGAAAUUGAGAAAUGCCUUGACAAAAGCAAGGGAGAACAUUUUAAGCAGUCAAAAUUUUACCGAUGAGGUAAAAUAUUUAUAA
This is a messenger RNA of Prunus armeniaca (apricot), 303 nucleotides long. Lineage: Eukaryota; Viridiplantae; Streptophyta; Magnoliopsida; Rosales; Rosaceae. The record is from the annotation of a GenBank genome assembly.